Hyalella azteca is the source of this 3257-nucleotide messenger RNA. RefSeq names its product tetratricopeptide repeat protein 8. The transcript has 9 exons. Gene Ontology annotation, biological process: non-motile cilium assembly. Gene Ontology annotation, cellular component: BBSome; non-motile cilium; ciliary basal body. NCBI's taxonomy places the organism in Eukaryota, Metazoa, Arthropoda, Malacostraca, Amphipoda, Hyalellidae. Gene Ontology annotation, molecular function: protein binding. The record is from RefSeq and is a predicted model, not a curated record.
UAUAAGAAUUGCUGGUCUAAAUGCUUGUUGCCAUGGCAACUUUGGAAUACAAACUCGAAUAGCGAAAUUACUUGGGAAUUGUUUUAACUUCAUGACCUGAGCGAGCAUGGAUCCACUAUACCUUGCUCUCACAUGCUUCAGGAAACGUAAAUUUGACAGGUGCAUAGAAAUAUGUACCAAUUUAUUGGCUAGAAACCCCUAUGAUCAGGCCCCUUGGUCGUUGAAAAUGCGUGCGUUGACGGAGCAAGUUUGGGUUGACGAAGUCGAGGGCGAAGAAGAGGUCCUGGCCGACGCCCUCAUGGAUGACAACAGCAUCGCCACCGUCGCCCGUCCUGGGACGUCUCUGCGAACGGCUCCUCCGUCUACAGCAGGCCAGGGGCCGUCGCAGGCUGUACGGCCCAGCACCCAGGGUGGUCGUCCGCUGACCGGAGUGUUGAGGCCAGGCACGCAGGGCGGCCGGCCAGGGACCAUCGACCAGGCGCUGAAGACCCCACGGACGGCGCAUACAGCAAGACCUGUGUCUGCUGCCACUGGUAUGAUGGUUCUCUCUAAGGUCCAGACCCGUGUCUGGACCCAGACCCGUGUAUGAUGGACUGGUAUGAUGGUAUGCCAAUAUAAACUGGGGCUUUACAGCGACGCUGAGAAGCAGUUUAAGUCAUCAAUAGCGCAACAAGAGCACAUCACCACGUACCUCCUGCUGGGGCGGGUCUACGUGAGGCUAGACCAGCCCAUCACUGCCCUCGAGGUCUACAGCAACGGUCUACUCCACUUCCCGCAGGAGGUCUUCCUCACCACUGCCAUUGCCAGGAUCCAUGAAGGCCUCAACGACCUGCCCAUGGCGGUCACCUACUACAAAGAUGUCCUCAACAGCGACUCCACAAACAUUGAAGCAAUAGCAUGUAUAGCAACCAACCACUUCUACUCGGACCAGCCUGAGCUCGCCCUCAGGUUCUACAGACGACUGCUGCAGAUGGGCAUAUACAACUGCGAGAUCUUCAACAACCUGGGCCUGUGCUGCUUCUAUGCUCAGCAGUAUGACAUGACACUUAACUGCUUCGAGCGAGCCAUUGGACUCGCCACCGACGAGAGCGUAGCUGACGUGUGGUACAACCUUGGCCACGUCGCUCUGGGAUUGGGUGACAUAAAUCUUUCCUACCAAUGUUUCCGUCUGGCACUCGUGUCCAACAACGACCACGCAGAAGCGUACAACAACUUAGGCGUGUUGGAACAUAGACGUGGCAACCUCGAAACUGCCAGAGCAUUCUUCAUGACGUCAUCGUCGCUCGGACCGCAUCUAUUCCAACCACUUUACAACCACGCUAGUUUGUCUGACUCGUUGGGAGACCUCCAGGCGAGCUACGUGAUAGUCCAGAGGGCACUAGCCAUCUUCCCCGAACACGUCGACUCCAAAGAACUCCUCCAGCGCCUCAAGGUCCACUUUCAGACCUUGUAGCCCUGCCCUCUUCCAGACCUUGUAGCCCUGCCCUCCUCCACCACCUCAGGGUCCACAUCCAGACCUUGUAGCCCUGUCCUACUCCAGCGCCUCAGGGUCCACUUCCAGACCUUGUAGCCCUGCCCUCCUCAACCACCUCAGGGUCCACAUCCAGACCUUGUAGCCCUGUCCUACUCCUGCGCCUCAGGGUCCACUUUCCAGACCUUGUAGCCCUGCUCUCCUCCAGACCUUGUAGCCCUGCCCUCCUCCACCACCUCAGGGUCCACAUCCAGACCUUGUAGCCCUGUCAUACUCCAGAGCCUCAGGGUCCACCUCCAGACCUUGUAGCCCUGCCCUCCUCCAGCACCUCAGGGUCCACUUCCAGACCUUGUAGCCCUGUCCUACUCCAGCGCCUCAGGGUCUACUUCCAGACUCUGUUGCUCUGCCCUCUUCGUAAAACAACGCCCCGCGCUAAUCACCCUCACCGUACCCUCGCUAUGCUAAUCAACAACAACGCCUGGUCCUCCUCACAACAUUCCAGACCCUGCGAUGCUAUUUAUUAACCACUUAUUUAGACGCACCCGGAACGUGAGGUGGCAUCGAAACCCAAAUUACUCUUCAAAGUCUGCGGUGCGGUGACACCUUCCCGUUGCUCAUUACAUCUGCAAUCAGGCCUGCCAACGCCACAGUCGGCGGUGGCCGGGGGCGGCGCCAACUCAUUGGUGUGGUUGUCAGAAUGUGGAAUAAGAUUAAAUUUUGCGGAACUCUGAACACUGUGAAAGAUUUUUCUUUAAUCAAGAACUUGAUUUUAAUAAAAUUCUAAACAACGUGGAGGGUUUCAUAUCAAUUUCUUUGUUAGUUUUUCUUAACAUUUUUAUUAGUUCACUCUUCUAACACCAUACAAAAUUCAAAUAACAAACUGUACAAAUGCUGUCAUUCUGUAUUCAAUGCGAAGCAAACACUUAACAUAAAUCGUCACGCAUAUGCAUCAGAAAUCUGGGUUGAUAAUACAAAUUUAAUAAAACGUAAAAAGAAUUAAUACAUUCGUCAAUUUGAAAAAUAAAUCACUGCCAGUUUACGUAUCUUCUGACUAUCGAUUUUUAAUAAAAUGGGAGAGAAAUAUGAGCGGAAAUUUCAUCCCAUCAUCUGUGAUAUAAUAAUAUAAGAUAAACCAAUAUUAAAAAAUUCCAGUUAUAUACCAUGAACAAACGUGCGUCAGAUGUAAAAGAGUCACUCGAAAUGUACACUCAACAACUAGAAGUAAUAUAAAUGCAUAGUAAAUCACAAGUCACUUCACAUGAUGAUCAAUAACACUGGGUCAAGAUGAGCUUGCCGCUCGUCCUCCGGCAGCAGCGACAUCUUCAGCUCCAGCAGACGAUCCAGCGUCGCCGUGUCGCGUAGUUUCGACAGCGGAACCUGUGAGGAUAUUGUCCCUUGAUAUUCAAUUUGACAAGUUUUCUUUAGUUUAAAAACUCUUAACGUUCACAUGGAUGCCACCAGGCAUUCGUGAAAGGGUCAAGCAGCUAAAGGAAACUUUAAAAAGUGUUUUGCGGCGUUGUAACUUAUGGUAUUCACAUUAGUACUUGCAAAAAAAAAAAUUCUUUAAAGUUUUCUUGAAUUAUUGAACUUUUGGAGGAAAACUUCGAUAAGUGCAACAUGCAAAAUCAGACGCCGAGCAUUCGUCACACGCAUCGUUAUUUGAUUCCGCUUGUAAUCGAUACGUUUCGACAAGUAAAUAUAUCAAUAUGUGCUCUCAUAAUUGGCAGGAAAUCGUGGUAAGCUAAGUAGUUAUCUUGUGUAAUUCGCAAUAAACAUUUAAAACAAC